UUGUGCGUGUGUGUCUCUUUAAGAAUUGGGCUGAAAACCGAGCCGUGUAUGCGAAAGGGGAGGGAGCUGGAAUCACGCAUUUUCGUGUUUUGUCUCACUAAGAGCGGUUUCACUUUGAAAGAAAUGCCGUUUGGACGGCGGUUGUUGUCGCCAUCACACUCCGCAGAGGUGACACUCGCCGGCGGCGUGAGCUGCUAGUGUGUCCGGGGGAGCUGGAGGCGGGCUCGGUGGUGUUUACCAAAAAAUGGCUCGACGUGCUUUUGGCUGCUCCUCCUAGCGACCAUGGACACCAUCACCAGUUGAAGGAAGGAGCCCAAGACAUCUUGAUGAAAGCUUCAAGCAAGAGCGGGUGGCCAUGGACCCAUUCAGCCUGCUCAUUCUUGCCAUCUCGGUGACCAGUUUCUUCACUUUCCAGUGGCUCUUCCACAGAGUCAGUCCAUGGAUGUCACAGUUGGUCAGCACUGGCUUCCUCAGCCUCAGCGACAAGCAGAAGGUGGAGUGGAACUCCAGGACGGUGUCCACGUUUCAUGCUCUGAUCGUGGGAAUCUUCUGCCUCUGCAUUUUGUUCUUCGAUGAUGCCGUAAAUGAAGAUCCAGUCUGGGGAGAUCCAACCAUGGUGAAGACAAACGUCGCCAUCACAACAGGCUACCUCAUAUCAGAUCUGCUGCUUAUAUUUUACUAUUGGAAGGCAAUAGGAGACAAGUUUUUUGUAGUUCACCAUCUGGCAGCAUUGUAUGCUUACUACUAUGUACUGGGCCAAGGAAUGUUGCCUUAUUUUGCUAACUUCCGACUGCUUGCCGAGUUUUCUACUCCAUGUGUGAACCAACGCUGGUUCUUCGAGGUUCUAGGUUAUCCCAAGUCCUCGCCACCCAACAUGGUCAAUGGCGUCGCCAUGGCUGUGGUGUUUUUCAUGGUCCGCGUUGCAGUCAUGCCAGUCUACUACGGUCGCAUGUACGCGGUCUACGGCACCGAGGCCUUUUACCUGGUCCCCUGGGGAGGCCGGGUGGCCUGGAUCGGCUCCAGCAUCUGCUUGGAUAUCAUGAACAUCAUGUGGAUGCACAAGAUUGCCCGCGGCUGCUACAAGGUGCUCCGGUCUGCACGCCGGAGCAAAGCCAGCUCACCUCAGGAGAACGGAAAAUGGGAUUGAAUCAGGAAAAGCAGAUGUGACUCGGGUGUCAGUGGGGAAGCUGAGGACCCGCACCUGCUUCAGGAACAGAGACCCACUGACUCAACAGGACCAAAUGUAUGGUGGGAAACCCAUAUGUGGAAUGUGACGUGUGCGCCGAUCGACGAUUAUAUUGCCGUAUUAAAAGCAAGCCAUGAUACAUGACCUCUCAGCAAGACUGCGGUCAGCCUAAGACUCAAGUGUUACCGUUCUCACAAAACCCAUUUGUUUGUUCUUUAUAUUUAUACUGAGACGAUGUGUUCACACAUGCAGCAAGUUUAUCAUCUGUCACAUCGUCACAGAAAUCAUGUCAUAUCAAUUUUGGAUCUCCUGACAUGACUCCGGCGAGACUUUAACCUGGUGUGUGUGUUUUAUUUAUUUUGUCUUGCUGGUAUUGAAGCUAGAUUUUAAGAACAAAGGUUUGUAAACGUAUACAAAUGACUUGGAGGAGAUGAAAGGGAAGGUUUCUGUUGUAAACAAGGACACCGCAGCCGAUCAACUUCAGUUCAUGGGAAUGAAUCCUAUUAAAAGUGCUGUGUAUAAUCGGUGUCAAACACAAGGAAAGUCCACUUGGAUAUUUUUAAUGUAUAUUCACGUCCCUAAAAACAUCUUAGUCAUGUUAUGUGAAGGCUCCAUGUGUUUCCAUAGAAGGCAAUGUUGAGAGUUUAUCCGCCCCAGACAAUUGUCAGGUUAAGACGAUCGGGUUAUUUGACUUAUAUUAUUAUCAACUUCGGGCAUGACUUGAGGAGCCGUUUUACAGUCCGGCGACACUCGCAAAUCUGGGUUUGGAUACAAGGCCGACCUAAUGUACUACUGAUCAACUUUUAAGUAGCGAGAAAGUGCUCCUCAACUUUAAAAAAAAAUGAACGCUUGCAAGUAGUUUGCUGCUUCUGCGCUGUGUCUGAGGUUUAUUUGAUGCAAACUGAGUGAACCGUGGCAUGUGAAAGUUCAUCUUACUGCUACAACAGCUGUAGCCUAAACUGUUAAAGAUCGUCCCGCUGAUAAAACAAUGAGGGUAAUUGAAUGGCUAUUGCCGUCCAUGUGAACACAUUUAUGGUCAUGUUGCUCCGUCAACACCAAGGAUUUCAGGUUAUCCAACUUUUAUGGCCAUUAUUCAUCGAGUGGAGUUCUGUGAAUCGCAGGGUUGAGUGAGAACAAAAACCUGUCAAAUCUGCUGCGAGUUAAUCAUCGAGCCACAUUUAUGCGUAACCUUUGUUCCUUUUACAGAGGCAAUUGUCCUUGUGAGCAUCAUUAGAUAAUGCAGGAAAAGUGACUCAUGCCUUCAUCGGUUUUUAUUCUCUUGUAGUGGCCUUUUAAAAGCAGCUUUUUUAAUGUGCUAAUUAAUGAUUAUUUUUGUGGCAAAAAGCUCAAGAGAAAUGCCAUGAUUUGAGAUUCUGUUGACAUAUUUCCUUAUUCUGGUUUAAUUCUGUGACGUCGCCGCGGUGCUUAGCUAUGCUUUUGUGCCAGUUGUGAAGCGAUCACGGCAUAUUUGUUUUUGCAGUUCAAUGCGUGCCAAGCUGAUGCUCUGUCCGUUCUUGCAUGUGCUGCUUGUAUUUUGGGGUUUAAAACCUCGAUGUAGAUUUAAACUUUUGAUUUUCAACAGCCAAUGGAACUCAAAGGAGCAGUAGUGGAAUGUUCAUGCAUGGCCAUUGUCGUCUUCAUGCACCUUCUCUAAAUGCAUGUGGUACUGCAUGUAUAUUAGCAAGAACCCAUGAGAUUUCUUUCUUAACGCACACACUUCUGUAUUACACAAACCCAUCCUAGCGCAAUUGUAUAGUUUGAUACGCAACACAGGUCUUAUUGGAGUACUUGAAUAUAAAUCAGCAUAUUUUAUUCUAAUCUGGGCAGUGCGAAUCUGGAACCCGAAAAGAUUCUUGCCUCACCAUUGCCUCUCUGCGGUCGCCGGUGCAUGUUUCCCUUCGACUGGCGGUUUUGAAAUGUUUUUGAAUGUUGUCCAGGAGUCGCUGCAAAGAUUAUUGACAUUCUAUGAAUGUAGAAGAGAUGUUUGUCUUUUAUUUUACUUGUGUUCUUUCCAAUAAAUGCCAAAUUAACUGAUGCAACGUCUUUUGUUU
This is a messenger RNA of Synchiropus splendidus (mandarinfish), 3237 nucleotides long. RefSeq names its product TLC domain-containing protein 4-B-like. The coding region runs from base 356 to 1147 and encodes 263 amino acids. Gene Ontology annotation, biological process: lipid homeostasis. The record is from RefSeq and is a predicted model, not a curated record. The transcript has 7 exons. Gene Ontology annotation, cellular component: membrane; endoplasmic reticulum. NCBI's taxonomy places the organism in Eukaryota, Metazoa, Chordata, Actinopteri, Syngnathiformes, Callionymidae.